Dendronephthya gigantea is the source of this 1170-nucleotide messenger RNA. RefSeq lists its product as uncharacterized. NCBI's taxonomy places the organism in Eukaryota, Metazoa, Cnidaria, Anthozoa, Malacalcyonacea, Nephtheidae. The transcript has 3 exons. The coding region runs from base 554 to 874 and encodes 106 amino acids. The record is from RefSeq and is a predicted model, not a curated record.
AUGAUCCCGCCUAGCCGGGACGGGACAGUUUCCGAGAUCCCGCUUGUAAUACAAACACUAAUUAGUGUUUAUAUGACCACUUUUCCAUCCCGCCUAGGCGGGAUCCCGGCACUUCUUGCCGGGAUCCCGCUUAGACGGGACGAGAAAUUGCCAUAUAAACACUCCAUCCCGCUUGCCCGGGAUGAUUCGCAAUUAACAUACAUUAAGAGCAUGGGUAUAUAUUGGCAUAUUCGUUUUCUACAAUAAAACAUGCCGUCGAAGGAACCUGCACUACAAAAUGAACUGCAUAUAAACACGCCAUCCCGCCUAGGCGAGUUUCCCGGCUAAGCGAGAUGAAAACAUCCCGUCCCGGCUAGACGGGAUCAUAUAAACAGGCCCUAAGUGUAAUGCAUUUGCUUGCCGCUGAUCAAAUAGACCACGGAUUCAUUAAGCACUUCGCGCUUUUUUUCCGCGGAUUAGAAACCUGAUUGAUAAAUAAAUUUAUUAAUUUAAUUUAAAUUUCAAAUUAAUCAAAUAUAAAGUACAGUACGUUGGAAUUUUCAUUCGAAGAAGCAUGGGAAGACAUCUAAAAGAAAAACGACGCCAAUACAAGCAGAACCGUAGGGAAAGGUUGAACAAGAAGAAAAAUUAUGUGUUUAUAGAAGUCAAUAAAGAUGAUAAAAAACAUGAAGAGAGAGAUGAAAUUGAAGCAGCACAAUUGGGUAAUGAUGUUGCAAUUGGCAAUAAAACUAGUGCCAAAGAGAUGGAUAGGAAUGUAGCAAAGGAUUGGUUAUACAUGAAUAUGAUCAAAUAUUUUAAGAAAAAGAAUGGAUUUCUGAAGUUUAGGAGAGCUAUGGAAAAACCAAAAGAGGGUGAAUAUUGUAGUGGUGAGUGAAUGCUAUUGUGUAUGGUAGUUACAGUAAAUUCAAUUUAGCUCUGUGAUAGUGAGUUAAUCUACAUUACUUUUGAAACUGAGAAAUUUUUUAAUGCGAAUAAAUAGGCUGAACAUUGCCAUCAAGAAGGUAAUAUUGUUCAAUGUAGGCAUAUCCAUUAUACAAAUCUCACUAACUUUAAGCUUUUGGAUUGACUUAUGCACAAACAAGAUCUUUAAACUGCUGGGUUGAUUUGGAGUGACCAUUUUGUGAGAUCUUUAAAGAGACCUUUGUCAGUGAGUGACUGUUAUUGUGUAGU